Messenger RNA from Coturnix japonica (Japanese quail), 1604 nucleotides. Its product is annotated as opsin-5-like. Lineage: Eukaryota; Metazoa; Chordata; Aves; Galliformes; Phasianidae. The record is from RefSeq and is a predicted model, not a curated record. Gene Ontology annotation, biological process: G protein-coupled receptor signaling pathway. Gene Ontology annotation, molecular function: G protein-coupled receptor activity. Gene Ontology annotation, cellular component: membrane.
CCAGCCUUCUCCUCUGCCACACAAGAGGGGGAGAGAGAGGAGAUAGCAGAGAAUCCCCUGGCCCUGGCAGCAUCCAGCUGCCUGGCUCACAUCUGCAGCAGGUGAGCCAUAAGGAAGAGCCUCUUUGCCACCACGGUCACUUCACCUUCAAUUUAAAACCUUCACGUGCUUCCACAAGGGAUGAUGGAGGAGCAGUACAUCUCCAAACUGCAUCCAGUAGUGGACUAUGGAGCUGGGGUCUUUCUUCUGAUCAUAGCUAUCCUGACAAUCCUUGGAAAUUCCGCUGUCCUUGCUACAGCAGUGAAACGCUCUUCCCUCCUGAAGUCACCGGAGCUGCUUACAGUCAACCUGGCAGUGGCGGAUAUUGGGAUGGCCAUCAGCAUGUACCCGCUGGCCAUUGCAUCUGCCUGGAACCACGCCUGGCUGGGAGGAGAUGUGUCCUGUGUAUAUUAUGCCCUGAUGGGUUUCCUUUUUGGUGUCUGCAGCAUGAUGACGCUGUGUGCCAUGGCUGUGAUUCGAUUCCUUGUUACCAACUCAUCCAAAUCUAACAGUAACAAAAUCUCUAAGAACACUGUUCACGUCCUGAUUACUUUCAUCUGGCUCUACUCCUUGCUCUGGGCCAUUCUGCCCUUGGUAGGCUGGGGCUACUACGGCCCUGAGCCAUUUGGCAUCUCUUGUACAAUAGCCUGGAGCAAAUUCCACAGCUCCUCCAAUGGCUUUUCAUUCAUCCUGAGCAUGUUCUUCCUGUGCACAGUCCUGCCUGCUCUGACCAUCGUCGCUUGUUACUUGGGAAUUGCCUGGAAGGUUCAUAAAGCAUACCAAGAGAUCCAGAAUAUCAACAGGAUCCCUCAUGCAGCUAAACUGGAGAAGAAGCUGACAUUGAUGGCCGUGCUCAUCUCAGUUGGUUUCCUGAGCGCGUGGACGCCGUACGCAGCAGCCAGCUUCUGGUCCAUAUUUAACUCCAGCGAUUCCCUGCAGCCCAUCGUCACGCUGCUGCCGUGUCUGUUCGCCAAAUCUUCAACCGCCUACAACCCUUUUAUUUACUACAUCUUCAGCAAAACCUUCCGUCAUGAAAUCAAACAGCUGCGGUGCUGCUGGGGCUGGCGAGUUCGUUUCUUUAGCACUGAUAACUCUGCGGACAAUUCUGUCUCAAUGAUGUGGAGUGGGAGAGAUAACCUACGUCUCUCCUCCACUGCAAAGGUGGAGAGCCAGAGGGCUGCAAUGCACUGACACGUAGUGAUGCUCACAGAACAUACAUCAAGAUUCUGACUCAACUCGUGGGUCCAAAUAAGCAGGAAUGCAGCACGCAGAGUUAUUACUGAAUAUCUCAUGUUAAAUAUUAAGCUGUAAGUAUAUACUUUUCAAACCGCCCCCAAUUACUGUUUUUAAGAUGCACAACAAGAAGAAUGCUGUCUUUUUUUCAAGAAUUUCCACUUUAGAGGAAAUAGAUCGAUGUGCUAAACAAGACCAUCAUCACCUUUGGUCGCACUUACAUUCAGGGAAACGGCUAUAAUUAAAACAUAUAUAUUUUUUCCUGCUUGUAACUUUUUAAUGCAGACUAUAUGGGGACCCUUGGCUCUGCCAGUAGCAGCCAUCAGAAUGAA